CCGGCAAGUAACCAAACCCUAGUCUUAUCCGAACUAGAAAAGGAUCAGAUAUUGACAAAUUAAUCAUUCACCAAUAACAGCAGAAGAAUAUCCGAAUGCUCCUUCCUUUUACCUGCUCCAGGCCCUCGUCUUCUUCUUCAUUUCUGGAGCCAAAUCCUCAAAAAGCUACGGUUUUUAAUCAAAAUAUGUUGACGAAGCUGAUUCAGUGCCAUUCUUCUUCCUCUAGAUAGGGGUUUCGGCACUCGUUCUCCAAUUUUAGUGGCUUUAGUUUUCUCUCAGCAAAAUAAAGCAUCCGAUUGAAGGCUGUAUUCUUUCCUGAUGAGCAAUCAUUGUAUUGCUAGGUUUUCAACUGUUUGCCAUAAGGCAGUUACACCGCUGCCCUUGAGCAAAAGGUGGAGAAAUGGAAUUAGCAAAUUCUUUUUCACCUGUGCUGUGCCACACGGUUCUGGAAAUCCCUCUAUUAUUGUCCAUUCCUCCUUGCUGGCUGCCAACAGCUCAUCUGAUUUACCUCAACGCUCAGAAGAAUGGUUUGCUCUUCGGAGAAACAAGUUGACCACAAGCACCUUUAGCACUGCCUUGGGUUUUUGGAAAGGAAAACGUCGCUCUGAGCUCUGGCAUGAGAAAGUAUUUUUACCGGAGACACAGGUUGUGGAAUCUUCUAAUAGGUGUGCUAUGGAGUGGGGUGUGCUUAAUGAAGGAACUGCAAUAAACUGCUACAAAAGUAUCACAGGUCGUGAUGUUGGCUCCUUGGGUUUUGCAAUCCAUUCAAAUGAGCAGUUUGAUUGGCUUGGUGCAUCGCCUGAUGGUCUUCUUGGUUGCUUUCCUGGAGGUGGUAUCCUUGAAGUAAAAUGUCCAUACAACAAAGGGAAACCUGAUAUUGCUCUGCCCUGGUCAACCAUGCCAUUCUAUUACAUGCCUCAGGUGCAGGGUCAAAUGGAGAUAAUGGACAGAGAUUGGGUUGAUUUAUACUGCUGGACACCAAAUGGAAGCACGAUAUUCCGUGUACACAGGAAGCACAGCUAUUGGGAGCUAAUACAUGGCAUUUUGCGGGAAUUUUGGUGGGAAAAUGUAAUACCUGCUAGGGAAGCUCUAUUGCUGGGUAGGGAAGAUGAGGCCAAGACUUACGAGCCAGCAUCUACUCACAAGCAGACAGGGCUCGUGAUGCAUCAGAGUAUAAAGUUAGCCAGUGAAGCAAAAUUGUUGUGUAGAGAGAUUGCAGGUCAUAUUGAAUUUUAUAGAUGAAGAACCCGAUAUUGAAACAACAGUAUCUGGCUCCCCCUUUUUCUUCCUAAUUGUCAAACCUCAAACUGCUCCCCAUGCUUUUAUUGACUACUUUGGUUGCAAUUGUGGACCUUCUAUUGAAUCGAAUUUCCUAAUUGAUUAAAAUGGGUUAUUUCAU
Molecule: messenger RNA, 1399 nt
Organism: Rubroshorea leprosula
Lineage: Eukaryota; Viridiplantae; Streptophyta; Magnoliopsida; Malvales; Dipterocarpaceae
Source: the annotation of a GenBank genome assembly